AUGCAUGGUGCUGUCGGCAUGGGACUGCCGGAGGCCUCGGCCAGUGAGGAGGCAACCAGUGCUGCUGCAGAUGGCUGCGGCGCGGCGGACUCGCGGCUCGAAUCAUGGUUGCAUCCCAAGGAGAACGCGCAAGCGCAUAUAUGCCCGCCCUCGGUGGCGUUACGUCCCGUGCCUAGUAAAAAGAAAGAAAAGAAAAACCCGCUCUCCGGAAAGCCUGUCGUGCCGGACGGCACGCCACUCCUGCGCUGCUGCCCACCCUCGCGCACUUCGCCGGUGAUUGCGGAUGCCGCCUGCGCCGUGCUGGGUUGUGUCCUGCUCGGUUUCAGCGGCGACGGCGAGCGACUAAUCUCCUAUUCGCAUGGCGCCGCCGACGCCGCUUCUGCCACCAAGCACGAGAACCUCACAACAUCCGCGGCCGCCAUGAGGGACGGCAUCUGGGGGCAGGUCUGGGCCUUCCGUCCUGGCCAACCGCUCUCGCUGCUGCUCGAGGCUCCGCUCUUCGUGUCGCGGGCGGGCGCGUCUGAGAUGCGCUUCUCCUGCUUCGAGGCGGGAACGGGCGCUGCCGCAGCGCUGGUCUUUCACGCCUCCGAGGCGCUGGCCAGCCCGGACGCGACCGAGGCAGAGCUCGGCUCGCGCCGAUUUGAGCGCCUCUGCUCGCUGCGGCUGCUGCACGCCACGCGGGCGCCGCUCGACGCGCCGCCGCGCUACUUGCACGCCGAGCUCUCGCGAGCGCGCGCGCUGCAACCCCCGCUGGCGGCGCGUCACCGCGGCGCUUGCGUCGGCCACACGGCGCGAGGCAACAGCGGAGGCGUCCUCUCAAAUGCGUCCGUCGAGACGGGCAUCUCUCUCGAGGCGCUGCGCCACCCGACGAUGCCGCUGGCCCUGUCUAAUCUGUAA
This is a messenger RNA of Emiliania huxleyi CCMP1516, 897 nucleotides long. RefSeq lists its product as hypothetical. NCBI's taxonomy places the organism in Eukaryota, Haptophyta, Isochrysidales, Noelaerhabdaceae. The coding region runs from base 1 to 897 and encodes 298 amino acids. The transcript is spliced from 9 exons. The record is from RefSeq and is a predicted model, not a curated record.